AUGGAUCUCACAUACAUUCCCGAAGACAUAUCCAGCUGUCCUAAAUUUGGGAAUAAAUCCUGUCCUCCCACCACUCGCUCUUUGCGGAUCCGCCUGAUAAUGUACCUGGUUAUGACGGGAGCCAUGGUUAUCACCAUCUUUGGGAACUUAGUGAUAAUGAUCUCCAUAUCGCAUUUCAAACAGCUCCACUCUCCCACCAACUUCCUGAUCCUCUCCAUGGCAACCACGGACUUCCUGCUGGGUUUCGUCGUCAUGCCUUACAGCAUGGUGAGGUCCGUGGAGAGCUGCUGGUAUUUCGGGGACAGCUUUUGCAAAUUCCACGCGAGCUUCGACAUGACGCUGAGCCUGGCCUCCAUCUUCCACCUCUGCUCCAUCGCCGUCGACCGCUUUUACGCGGUGUGCGACCCUUUGCAUUACUCCACCACCAUGACGGUGCCCACGAUCAAGAGACUGCUGGCUUUCUGCUGGGCGGCGCCUGCCCUGUUUUCUUUCGGUUUAGUUCUCUCCGAGGCCAACGUCUCUGGUCUGCGGAGCUACGGGGUCCUCGUGGCUUGCUUCCAUUUCUGUGCGCUAACGUUCAACAAGUUUUGGGGGACCGUACUGUUCACUGCCUGCUUCUUCACGCCGGGCUCCAUCAUGGUUGGGAUUUAUGGAAAAAUUUUUCUUGUCUCCAGACGGCACGCUCGAGCCCUCGGCGACAUGCCCGAGAACAGGAAGGGAGAUGCGAGGAAAAAGCUGUCUAAGAAAAAGGACAGGAAAGCGGCUAAGACCCUGGGCAUCGUCAUGGGGGUGUUCCUAGCGUGCUGGUUGCCGUGCUUCCUCGCUGUUUUGAUUGACCCGUAUUUAGACUACUCCACGCCCAUCGUAGUGCUUGAUCUCUUGGUAUGGCUCGGGUACUUCAACUCUACUUGCAACCCGCUCAUCCACGGCUUUUUCUACCCGUGGUUUCGCAAAGCCCUUGAACACAUAGUGUCAGGAAAAAUAUUUCGCUCCAAUUCAGAAAAUGCAAAUCUCUUUCCGGAAGCACACUAA
Messenger RNA from Meriones unguiculatus (Mongolian gerbil), 1032 nucleotides. Its product is annotated as trace amine-associated receptor 3. The coding region runs from base 1 to 1032 and encodes 343 amino acids. Gene Ontology annotation, biological process: G protein-coupled receptor signaling pathway. Gene Ontology annotation, cellular component: membrane. The record is from RefSeq and is a predicted model, not a curated record. The transcript has a single exon. Gene Ontology annotation, molecular function: trace-amine receptor activity. NCBI's taxonomy places the organism in Eukaryota, Metazoa, Chordata, Mammalia, Rodentia, Muridae.